UCUAUGAUAUGAUCUGUAAAUUUGGGUUUGAAGUCAGAGAAACUUGUGAUAUCAAUAGCAUUGUAACUCAGAGGGGUGAAGUAUGCUGGAAGACAAUCACAGACUGCGUGAUUUAUACAGAAUCAGAUAAGUGCUAUGUAACGUAUUUCCAGCAACAACUGAGUAUCUUUAUUCCCAGAGUCUGGAUUACCCAGGAAGUGUGAGGCUGCUGGGCCCUGUGUGUGAGGCCGCCCACUCACAUUUGUUAUCUCUGACCAAGGAGCAGUUUGAAAUCUGUUAUACACCGUGGCUGCAGUGGACAGCUUUUCCAGAGGUUUGGCUUACAAACAGUCUUUAGAAAUAGAAGACUUCACAGAGUCUACUUAGACGCCCUCAUUACCUGCUAACUUUAAAGGGGUCCCCUCAUCCUCUAGCCUCCACCUGUGAAAAGGGAAAACUUGGCCUGAGCUGAGAAGCACAUCCUGUGAACAAAGGAAGUUUUUGGAUGCAUUAUCCGUAUUGGGGGCUGGGGAGGUAGUUAGGCACAUGGGUGCUGGUCCUGGGACAGACGAGAAUGGACCGCUCCAGAACAAAAGACCUUGUGGACAGACAGUAAGGUGUUGUUGAGACAGUGGGACAAGGAAAUAGGGUGGGGAUGCUUGGUUUGUUGAGGCUGAAUCAGAGAGGGGAGGGGUAGUUUGGGGCCACGCAGUUUGGGUUGGUUUCUUGGUUGGUUCAAACCAGCCAUUCCAGCUGGCACAUUAAAUGUCCACAACAGAGCAGUAGCUCUACAAGGUCUAGUUCUAAAAUACUUAGAGUUUUCUGAUGUGGAGUAGAUGGGUCACUGCUUCUUCCCUUUUCUUGGCUCUUAAGGGACAGGUUUUGUUUUUGUUUUUUUUAAGAACUAAUCAAAAUAGGAAAUAAGGUUUAGGUCAAGAUAUUUGACUUUUUAUGACAGAUUUAUUGCUUUCGAUAAACAUUGAAAAAAAAACUUUUGAAAAACUUCUAAUGUAUUAAACAUUUUUUUGAUCUUUUAGAUAUUGUAGUUGAGUCUUGAACAGCACGGGCGUAGGGGUGGUCACCCCCUGUCCAGUUGAAAAUCUGCAUGUAACUUUUGACUCCCUCAAAACUUAACCACUAACAGCCUACUCUUGACCAGAAGCCUUACUGGUAGCAUAAGCAGUCGAUCACCAAAUGUUUUGUAUGUUUUAUGAUUUAUAUACUGUGUUCUUACAACAAAGUAAGUUAGAGAAAAGUUGCUAAGAAAAUCAUGAAGAAAAAAACACACUUACAAUACUGUACUAUAUUUAUGGAAAAAAAAAAAUCCACAUCUAAGUGGACCUGUGGAGUUCAAACCCCAUGUUCAGGGUUCAACUGUAUAUUUAUGUAGAAAAUGUUUACCUAUACCAAAAAAGUCAUAAAAAUAUACCAGUUGAAACCUUUAGAAGUUCGAAUUUCCUUAAUACUAUUGUUACUUUGAGUAAUAUUUCUUGUUGAGCACUAAUUCUAAUGUAUGUCCUACUCUCAACAGUUAUUUCCUGAAAUACUUGAUGCUUUGGAAAGCCUUCAAUCUCCCGCUAUUUCUCUUAGCUUAAUGAAACUGACAGCAUGUCUAGAACGGGCUUUGGGUGAUGUAUUUUUACUGAAUGGGAAGGAAUGUCCUUUUCUUUUAAGAGAUCUGCUUGCAUCUAAGGAGCUUGCUCAGGUCUUUGGGCAGUCUGUGAUGGACGUACUGAAAGUCUUCCUUGGAUCUCCAUGCGGGCUCAAUCUGCGUAACAUCCUGUGGCAUGGGUUUGCGUCCCCUCACGAAGUCCCUCCGAGAUACUGUUCGAUGAUGACGCUCUUGACAGCGGGCUUGGGUCAGCUGCUAAAGAGUUACUUGCGACAAACUAAAUUCGCAUUGGUGCACCGACCUUUCAGAGCUCUUCCAGACCUUGAGGAUUUGGCCGUUUUCCCAGAUAUGACUUCUGAGGUACUUCCAGUGUUAGAAGAAGUGAUGAAGAAAUCCACUUUUAUAUUAAAAAUCAUGUUGCCGUACUGGGAAGAGGCGUUAAUCAGGUUCAAGGCACACAGGUUUGCUGACUGUGCCGUGUUGUUACUGCCGCAGCUGGAGACGGGACUGAGGAGAGUGUUUGCCGUCGUUAACAAGUGUCCACAGAGACUUCUGACGGCUGAGUCAACAGCUCUUUAUACCACCUUCGAUGAAAUAUUGGCAAAGCACUUGAAUGAUGGUAAACUCAAUCAACUUCCUCUUUUCCUUGGAGAGCCUGCAAUGGAGUUUCUUUGGGAUUUCCUGAACCAUCAGGAGGGUCCUCGUGUAAGAGACCAUCUGAGCCACGGGGAGAUCAACUUCCCCGAAUUUCCAAAAGAAGCGGCGAACCAAUUGCUUGCAUUUUCCACCGUGCUUUUACUCCGAUUCGUCGACGAAGGCCUGUUGUCAGUGCUUAAGGAAAAGGCGGCGAUAAGGUCACUGGUCGGUCUCGCCGAAAACUACCGUGCUCACCUCCACCCGGUGUCUCAGCUGAGAAAACAGGUGCUGAGCUGUGAGAAGAGCCUCGGGGCUUGGCCCCUCCUGUCUUUGCCCACAGAAGCCGAGGAGGCUGCCAGAUUAGAAGGUCAUUCUGAGACCGAUGCCUGCAACUCUUUACUUACAGAAAUCACGUCUGAGCUGUGUCACCACCUGCCUGAGGGUCACCGUGUCGCUAGGGGCUUGGACAGCCUUCCUGCUGAGAAGUGGCCCCAGGUGAUCCGUGAACUCUGCGGCACCCCCGUGCCAACUCUGUUCUGUCCCAGAACCGUUCUGGAAGUGCUCACUGUCCUCCGAAACAUCACCGCACACUGUGCCCGCGUGUCCAGCCAGGUCGCUGCCUCCGCGGAGCUCAGACAGCAGCAGUGGGUGGAACGGAGGCUGCGCUCCCGGCAGAGACAGACGUAUCUGCACAUGCUGAGUAGUAUUAAGCUUCUGUCUCCUGUGCUUUACCUGAUUUUACUGCUGAUUGCGCUGGAAUUGGUCAACAUUCAUGUGGUUCAUGGAAAAAAUACUUGCGAAUAUCAACAGUAUCUAAAGUUCUUAAAGUCGAUCUUGCAGUACACGGAGAACCUGGUGGUUUACACCAGCCAAGAGAGGAACAAGUGGAACGAAGCGAUCGUUCUUACGCGUGCAGCUCUGUUGAAAAUUUGGACUUUCAGUGAGAAGAAACAGAUGUUAAUACAUUUAGCCAGGAAAUCCACAAGUAAAGGGGUUCCGUGAAAGCA
Molecule: messenger RNA, 3234 nt
Organism: Prionailurus viverrinus (fishing cat)
Lineage: Eukaryota; Metazoa; Chordata; Mammalia; Carnivora; Felidae
Gene: ERMARD
Product: ER membrane associated RNA degradation
Exons: 17
Coding region: 1493-3229 (578 amino acids)
Source: RefSeq, a predicted model, not a curated record